UGUACUAACUCAACACCGUCGUAUACAUCGUGGUCAGACUACAGUCACUGGACUUCGUGUUCAGAAAGAUUAUGAGGAUAAACUUACAAUGUUUUGAUAGAAACCACCAAUUUGAAAAUUAAAAAAAUGGGAAGAAAGGAUAAAGGAGAUCGGGACAAGAAGUCCAAAAAGCGUCUCUAUGAGGAGGAAGACGAUGAAGAAGAGGCAGGGGGCAGUGAGUCUCAGGAGGCCAUUCCUGCUGCUGCAGGGAAACAAGUGGAUGUGUCCAGUACAAAACUUGAUGAAUAUGGAGCCAAAGAUUACCGUGUUCAGAUGAUGCUGAAGAAUGAUAACACUUCGCGCCCCCUCUGGGUGGCUCCAGAUGGACACAUCUUUCUUGAAGCCUUCUCACCAGUGUACAAGUACGCACAGGAUUUCAUGGUGGCAAUUGCAGAGCCAGUCUGCAGGCCUAAUCAUAUCCAUGAGUACAAGCUGACGGCCUAUUCCCUGUAUGCAGCGGUCAGUGUGGGGCUGCAGACCUCUGAUAUUGUGGAGUACAUGCAGAAACUCAGCAAGACCUCUGUACCUGAUGGCAUCAUUCAGUUCAUUAAGCUCUGCACUGUGAGCUAUGGAAAAGUGAAGCUGGUACUCAAGCACAACAGGUAUUUUGUUGAGAGUGCCUUCCCUGAUGUGAUCCAGCGCCUUCUGCAGGACACUGUGAUCCGUGAAUGUCGUCUCCGCACUGCAGACGGAGCGGACACCGAGCUUAUAACUGAAGUUAUUCGCAGCAAGUCAGCAAUUUCCAAGUCUAUUGAGGAAAAGGGGGAUCCGUCGACCUCACAGCAACCCAGCGACGGACAAACUUCAACCCAGCAGGUACCUGAAGACAUCUUUAGCUACUAUGAGCAAAUGGAUAAAGAAGAAGAAGAGGAGGAAGAGACUCAGACUGUGUCUUUUGAGCUUCGCCAGGAGAUGAUUGAAGAGCUGCAGAAGCGUUGCAUUCAGCUAGAGUACCCCCUCCUAGCAGAGUACGACUUUCGCAAUGAUACAUUCAACCCCGACAUCAAUAUAGACCUGAAGCCCACCGCUGUGUUGAGGCCCUACCAGGAGAAGAGUCUGCGCAAGAUGUUUGGGAAUGGACGGGCUCGCUCUGGGGUCAUCGUGCUGCCCUGCGGUGCGGGUAAAUCUCUGGUGGGCGUGACCGCAGCGUGCACGGUGCGUAAACGCUGCCUGGUGUUGGGGAACUCCUCCGUGUCAGUGGAACAGUGGAAAGCUCAGUUCAAGAUGUGGUCCACCAUCGAUGACUCUCAGAUCUGCCGCUUCACUUCUGACGCCAAGGACAAACCCAUUGGCUGCUCAGUGGCCAUCAGCACCUACUCCAUGCUGGGUCACACCACCAAGCGCUCCUGGGAGGCGGAGAGGGUCAUGGAGUGGAUGCGGAGCCAGGAGUGGGGACUCAUUAUUCUCGAUGAGGUGCACACCAUCCCUGGUAAGCUGUAACUUUGUUAAAGUUCUCCAGACAACUUGAUAUUUGCUUUUAUUGUAAGAAUAUAUUGAAGUUAUGUUUUCAGAAUCAGGAUACCUUUAUUAGUCCCACAGAGGGGACAUUUACAUU
Molecule: messenger RNA, 1594 nt
Organism: Notothenia coriiceps (black rockcod)
Lineage: Eukaryota; Metazoa; Chordata; Actinopteri; Perciformes; Nototheniidae
Gene: ercc3
Product: excision repair cross-complementation group 3
Exons: 8
Coding region: 127-1479 (450 amino acids)
Biological process (GO): transcription initiation at RNA polymerase II promoter; nucleotide-excision repair
Cellular component (GO): nucleotide-excision repair factor 3 complex; transcription preinitiation complex; transcription factor TFIIH holo complex
Molecular function (GO): 3'-5' DNA helicase activity; hydrolase activity; ATP binding
Source: RefSeq, a predicted model, not a curated record